Messenger RNA from Hyalella azteca, 2105 nucleotides. RefSeq lists its product as uncharacterized. The coding region runs from base 1 to 1947 and encodes 648 amino acids. The record is from RefSeq and is a predicted model, not a curated record. Lineage: Eukaryota; Metazoa; Arthropoda; Malacostraca; Amphipoda; Hyalellidae. The transcript has 4 exons.
AUGUUAUGGAAGCAGAACUCUGCGACCGCUCACUGGAAGCGAGAAAACCAGCUAGUAUUCCAACGCUGGAAAGGCUUAGCCUCGUUCACAUGCGCAGCUGCUCUAGUAACGGUUGUCCGACCAAGCAUAUCGCGCCGACAACGGAGAGUGACUGAUGCUCGCAAGAUCGGCAUGUGCGAUGCCUUCAAUAGUUCCAGUAGCGUGAAGUUGUAUCAUUUUUACAUCAUGAGGGCAUCCAUUCUCGGUCUCCUAAUCUUGAGCAUGAGCUGGUCAGCCAAUGGGCGCAGUCCCGAAAACGCCUUGAAGAAUUUUUUUCUGGACUAUAAUUUUGAGCCCAGAGAAUAUCCACUGCCGCAAUCGUUAGGAGAAUCGAAGUUUAACGUGACGGUCAAUAACUUUACAUUACCAUUCUCAAAAUACGUUGAAACGUCUAGAUAUGACAAUAAGUUGAUUGAUACCAAAGCUGUAAUGGCAAGUUUCGUAUCUGCCUUUGGGCUAGAAAAAGUACCGAAAAAUUGGCAUGAGACUUGGUUACUUCUCAAGCCAAACUUUGAACGUAUCAUAUCUUACCUCGAUCAAGAGUAUGCCCUCUCUACAUUGCACCGGACUGCACCUGGAAUGUUCAUAGACCACGUGUUGGACCUGGGAGAUAAAAUAUUCCUUAUGAAUAUUCUCCGAUCUAAUCUAGACGAUGACUUUGCUGACUACGUACUUCGUCAAGUCUAUCAGUAUAUUGAACCUUUGGGAAAGGUCAAUGAAUUAUUUGAUCAAAUAAAAGGAAAAGAAUUGAAAAAUACCAUUGAAAGUUUGGCCUCGGCUAAAACUUUCAGCAUUAUCAAAGACUAUGCAGAUCACUUACUGGAUGUCGUCCUAAGGUCGCGGUCCUUAAAUGACUUGCCUCAGUUUCUUGAUUUCUUCCUGCCCUCAAGUAAUAACUCUGCAGACCUGAAGAAUAUCUUGCUCUUCAGCGUUGACCACGUCCUUGCUAACAGGGAGAUGGCGCGCCGAAAACGACAGGCAGGAUUGAAUUACGUACGCCGCGAUUCUGGAAACCACAAAACAAGUUAUUUGCCCGAUGUCGGUUACGGCCACAAUGAAGAACAUGAAAAUGAAGAGGGAUACGGACGUGAUCACGGUUACGGGCAUGAUGAUGGUUACGGACAUGAUGACGGUUAUGGUCAUGAUGAUGGUUAUGGACAUGAUGAUGGUUAUGGACAUGAUGAUGGUUAUGGACAUGACACAGGUUACGGUCAUGAUGAUAGACAUAAGAAAAAAGGUGGCUACAAAGAUGAAGGUUAUGGGCAUAGCAGUGGAGGAUACGGUCACGAUUCUGGGCAUGGUGGAGGGGGCUACAGCAGCGGGUAUGGCGGAUCGAGCUAUGGCGGCUCCUCCACUGCGACGAUUGACCCAUACGUAGUGCUCGGCGCUCUGGCGCUGGGUACUCUACUAGCGUUUCUGCUAUUUCGAAUAAUUAACGGAACAGGAAACAGUGGGAGAGGAGUUUUCGAAAAUUCUUCCUUUCUUUGGUUAUCAGAUUCGCCCGACGUAGAUCGCCAACCUCGACUGAAUAAAGAUAUCGAGAGACCCAAAAGAUCCUACGGAUUUUCUGAGAUUGAUGUCUGGAACCAAGGAAUUAUUUCAGAAUUACUGGGCUUAGAAGAUUCUUUUGGUCACACAGAAUACCCGACUAGUGAGAUUAAUGAUCUCUGGAGGGCAUUUAAAGACACGCGCGACAUCGGCGACGUGAGAAAACAAUUUUGCCGAUACCUGGAUUCGCAAGCAUCGGUCAAUGACUUGGUUGGAGUUGACUCUAUUGGAUCUCUCAUGCUGGCGUCGGCGGCUGCGGUGCUCGGUGUGCACCACGCGGGCCACAUGCUGGACGGUGCUGCCCGUGAUUUGCUGUCAGGCCUUCAUGGGACUUACCUGCAGCAUUCCUGCUCGCUGUAACCCAGCUACAGAAAACUGUCGUCCCCACACUGAAAGUUUUUUAUUCUGUUUCAAUUCAGAUAAUGAGUGAAAUAAUUACAAGCACUACAGGAAGAUUCUUGAUAAUAUUAAAAAAUUAGGUUUCUUACGAACGCUUAUACCCUCGAUAUGCUGUGAAA